Messenger RNA from Acanthoscelides obtectus, 951 nucleotides. Lineage: Eukaryota; Metazoa; Arthropoda; Insecta; Coleoptera; Chrysomelidae. The record is from the annotation of a GenBank genome assembly.
AUGCCGCGUCGAUCGAUUUCGAAAUCGAGAAGCCGUUCCCGCUCUGGCGCUUCUCACUCUUCCUCCCAUCGUAAUCGGAGAGAGAGAGAAUCUCGAUCGCCGAUGACACCGAUCCAUGCUCGAACCUUGCCGGUUCAAGAUGAGGAGCAGCUAUCUCCAUCUCUCCAGCUGGUGAAUGCAACGUUGCCACGUGCAGAAGCAAAUACCGAAAAUAUGGAUUGCGGAGACGACACUUUGAUCUUAUAUAACGAUGUAACCUUACCUGAGGACAUCUUAAAGCUUAUGGGAAAAGAUGUAAAUACAGACCAAAGCGCUGUUUUUUCCCUGCACGAUCAACUUACUACGAUCUGGCAAACUAUUUUGACUAAUGGCUUGAAAAAAUCUGAUGCUCAAACGCUUUUUAAUGCAUACCAAACAUCAGAAAAACUAUCAUUCCUUAGACCUCUCGAAUUGAAUCCGGAAGUAAAGGCUGCCUCGUCAAAACAAAACAUCUCUGUGGACGCAUCUUAUGUCGAGAUGCAAAAUCAACUAGGAAAAGGCCUGGCUGCACUAGGUAGAUCAAUUUCCACGAUUCUCAUUGAUUUAGAACAUAUGCCAGAUCAAUUCAAGGGCGAUUUCCUUACUAAUCUAUGUGAUAGCGGACGAAUUCUAACGAAUCUCUUCCAUCGCAUGUCGGUUACACGAAAGAACCUUCUCGUUCCUGGUCUAAAAAUAUCUAAAGAACUGGCAGAUGACUGCCUACCCGGAGAAUUUCUUUUUGGUUCUAAUUUAACUCAGAAAUUAGACACAGCAAAAUCUCUUCUAAAUGUGAGUAAGGAUCUGAAACUCCCGACUUAUCAGAAUAAAGUGGGCGCUUCUAAACCAGCACUCGCUCCCAGAAGGGCACAAAAGGAGGAGGGGGACAAACCCGAGCUGUCUAUACAGAAACCUCAAGAUCAUCAGGGUCUUUAA